UUCACUCCUGUGAUCUCAUCGCCAGCCGCCAGAGUCCCCUCCAGAGCAGCAGGGGUGUUGUCAAAGACCUGACAGAGAUCCCAGUUACAGGAAAUAAGGUUAUCUUGUCUGAUCCCAGUCUGUCCGUCUUGCAACUCAAACCACAUUCAGGGCCCCUUUCACCACCAGUGACAACAUGGCAAUGCCAAUGGAACUUGAGCUGAAGCAUGUGGAGCUGAGAGCUGGAGACCAGUUCAAAGUACAGGGGAGGAUUAUGGAUGAGGCUGAGAGGUUCCAGAUCGACCUGGGCUGUGAUGAAGAUGACCUGGCACUGCACUUUAACCCACGCUUCAAUGAUGACACUGAUGGUACUGUGCUCGUGUGCAACUCAAAGAUUGCUGGCUGCUGGGGUGAUGAGAAGAGAGAGAUCCACAAUCCACUCCAAAGGGGUUCUACAUUCAAGAUUGUGCUGAAGCUGACGGGCGACAUGUUUGAAGUGGAGAUGCCUGAUGGACAGGAGAUCCAGUUCCCCAAUCGUGAAGGCCUACACGUCAUUACCUACAUUCGUAUCAAAGGAGACCUCAAACUUACUUCUUUCAAAAUCUACUAGACCCCAAUAUAUGAGGGGUGAUUUAGUUAGAUCAAUGGGUUAGGACAGGAGCAAUGACACUCAUCAAAUCAUUGUUCUAAUAUAUGUAUUUGUGAACUGUUGGGCAUAUUAAAUAUGUAUCU
Messenger RNA from Oncorhynchus masou masou (cherry salmon), 711 nucleotides. RefSeq names its product galectin-2-like. NCBI's taxonomy places the organism in Eukaryota, Metazoa, Chordata, Actinopteri, Salmoniformes, Salmonidae. The transcript is spliced from 5 exons. Bases 176 to 589 code for a protein of 137 amino acids. Gene Ontology annotation, molecular function: carbohydrate binding. The record is from RefSeq and is a predicted model, not a curated record.